This is a messenger RNA of Mucor mucedo, 1866 nucleotides long. RefSeq lists its product as uncharacterized. Bases 36 to 1655 code for a protein of 539 amino acids. The transcript has a single exon. The record is from RefSeq and is a predicted model, not a curated record. NCBI's taxonomy places the organism in Eukaryota, Fungi, Mucoromycota, Mucoromycetes, Mucorales, Mucoraceae.
CUUGUCUUUGUAAGCACUCGUAAAUUCUUUUUAUAAUGACAUCUGUUUCCGAAGAUAAGCAAGACUUUGAGAAGGAUGCUGAUCUGAAAUCUGUCGAAUCGUCUUCAACAUUGGAAGAUGAAUCUGGAUCCAUUGGAACCUUGGAUUUCUAUAUUUGGACCAUCAUACCUGCCAUUGGAAUCAUAUUUUGUUUUAUACAUUCGGAACAAGAACACCUCUGGACUUGGAAGGGGGAUACAGCAAGUGAAGCUCAAUCUCUUAAAUCAAAGGUCGUUGUCUCUAUUAUAUCUACUGUUAUCAGUGGGUGUGUUUUGGCAACACUUACGAAGACAAUUUCCAGCAUUUCAUAUACAGUUAUCAAGUACCAAGGUGCCCAUUUUCCUCAUCUUGUUACAGUAAUUGGUGGUCACUCGCCUGGACAUCUUCCUAUGCUUAUUGCUGGAAAGAGGUGGUUAAGCAUCAUAUUGAUUAUCAUGAUUCUAAUCAUUGGUGCAGUUAUUAAGCAGCUCACUUUUAUAUCUAUGGGUGUGAGCUAUGUGUCAUCAGGAAAUGAAACUGCCUCUUUCUCCGUACGGAAUUAUUCAACAUGUAUAGCAACCAAUUCAAGCACCAAGAUAUAUGGAAUCUUUCCUACUUUAGCGAUGGAUACUAUUAAUAGUGUUAGAAAUCCAAAUACUUCGUAUACAAAUGAAUACUAUGACCGAAGUAUACCUGCAGGUCUGAUCGGAGAAUCCAUAUUUCAACGUGAAUUACCAUAUGCCAAUGUAUCCUGCAGAUUAUUAAAAUACAAGAAUAAUUAUAACCGCACAGGGCCUUUAAUCUUAGGAGUUCCAACAUCUAUAUCUCCGCUAUACGAAUUAUCCUGGGCUGGAUCUAUGACCAUGCCAUAUCAGGACUAUUACGGUACAGCAUUUCCGAAAAAUUCUAUAAACUGCUCAAUCUAUCUGGGACAUGCGACUGCAUUGACAAAGUGUAAUAAGACAUUAUGUCAUACAGAACGGGUAUCAAACAUUACUUCGUAUAGUAAAGGAGAUUAUAACGGAGGCUUUGUUAGUUUGCUUUACAAAAUGUUUAAUAUCACGCAACCCGGGGGUUCUACUUACCGAAAUUCAUUAAUGACUUGGAUAGCAGGAGGCGAAUGGACUGAUAUAUACGCGAUGGAAAAGCGUAUUCCUGGAGAAAACAAGCAAGUUAUUACGAGUAGACUGGAGAUCUUAGGAACAGUUGCUGCUAGAAUUUUAUGCGAUUACAAUAACAUGGACGUGUCCGUGUACGACGAGCGCCCCAUUUAUUACACAACAAUUCAAACUUAUUUCCAGCCGUUUCAUUACUAUAUUUAUGGUAUAUUAUGGAGAUGGCCAUUCUGGAUGCUCGCUGGUUUUAUCUUGGUUUUAUGGUUAGCAAGUAUGGUCUCUUUGAGAAUCACGCCCGAGAGUAGGGUCAUAUCUGUGGAAUGGUUACUCAGUCAAUAUCUUAUGAGGGAACGAUUAAGCUAUGUAUCCGGUAGUCAGUUAGUAAAAGCACACAAGGGAUCAAUAUUCCAAGUCGUUGAUUCAAAGGAAGAUGCUGAAGUAGGAAGUAUUGUUAUUUCAAAGAUAGAUCCCUAUGAUUCCAAAUCACGUAUCAAUAUCCUUCAUAAGAAGAGGUAUCAAUAGCUCAUUUUUUUGUAUCGUUGCGCUGGAUGCAUUAAAAACGAUGAUAUAUUAAGCAGUUAAUAAAAAAAUAAAAUAAAAAAUCAGUUUUAUUCUGUUUGUGUCGCGUGAAUAUAGAAAGCAAUAUUAUUUUAAAAUCCCCAGUCAAUUUAGAUAUUGUAGGAUACACUAGAUAGUGAGAGAUAAAGCGAAAUAAAGUUAUUGUUCAAUUGAU